This is a messenger RNA of Gadus morhua (Atlantic cod), 1069 nucleotides long. RefSeq names its product transmembrane protein 88 a (gene tmem88a). The coding region runs from base 432 to 1040 and encodes 202 amino acids. The record is from RefSeq and is a predicted model, not a curated record. Gene Ontology annotation, molecular function: PDZ domain binding. The transcript has 3 exons. NCBI's taxonomy places the organism in Eukaryota, Metazoa, Chordata, Actinopteri, Gadiformes, Gadidae. Gene Ontology annotation, cellular component: plasma membrane.
ACACACACACACACACACACACACACACACACACACACACACACACACACACACACACACACACACAGACGCACACACACUCACAUGCCUAUAGCCCCUGUCUUCAUCAUAUGUGGGAGAGAGGCUGAGAGCAACAAGGAGGAGAGAAGCAGAGCAGCGACCGGAGAACCACUGAACUCCUGGAAGCCUUCAGAGCAGCGACAACGGCACAAUAAAAGACUUUCUUUCAUUAAUUCACAUUUCUUUUUGUAAAUCUUUAGUUUAUACAUCUGAGGAGAAAAGCUACCUUUUCAACGCUGGGCAGCGACGGCUUUCUGAAGAUAUUUUUAUUUUGUUUUUGUUAAUCCAAGACUACGGAGGAAAUAUUUGUUUUGGUUUUUCUGAAGCGGUUUCCGUCAUUCUGCUACUGAGGAGUCCGAACUUUACAGAGGAUGAGUGUGUCCGGGAACGGCACCAUGGAGAAGCCCACGGUUUCGGAGCCCCCUCGCUCCGAGCCGGGCUCCCCCACCAACACCCUGGGGGGGUCGGGGGUGGUGGUGCCCCCGCCCUACUCCCGGGGGGGCGCUGAGGGGGAGGGGCUGGAGCUGCGGGGGUCCCUGGACUGCUGGGCGUGCUCCGUGCUGGUCACCGCCCAGAACCUGCUGGUCGCCGUGGUGAACGGCGGUCUGGCCGCGCUCGUGUUCGGGACCAUCCUCACGCCCUCGCUGGUCAUGGUGGUGUUCGGCUUCCUGUGCCACUCCACCGUCCAGCCCCACGGGACCUCGCUGUACUGCUCCGACCUGCUGGAGGACGGGGGCUGCGUGGCCCUGCUGGUGGUGGGCUUCCUGCUGCUGCCCCCCCUGCUGGUGCUGGCCCUGGCCGCCUACUGCCGGCUGGCCCGCCACCUGCAGCUGGGCCUCUGCUUCGUGCCCUACAGCCGCGCCGUCUACAAGAACCUGCCCGCCGCCCGGCACCGCGGCCCGGGGGCCCGCGGCUGCUGCGGGGGGGGGCCCCCGGGGGCCGUGGGGGACCGGGAGGGGAAGGGGAGCGUCUGGGUGUGAGGGGGAGGGAGGGGGGAGGGGGGAGGGGG